AGUAGAAAUAUUGUUUUGGAGUUACACCCCCUUUCGGUUUGGCUCGGGUGUUACUGAAAUAUUAAUGAAACAAGGCUUUGGAAACCCUUUGCAUUAACUUCCAUAUUACAUAAAUCCUUGGUCACAUGACGUCUUUCCAAUGACAGUAACAGCUGAGUAACGAACUAACAUCAACAGGAUCAAAGGACUGUCUGAAAUGGACGUGAGCUUGGCGUCAGAUCAGGACAAUUUCAAGAGUGCCACAGAGAGUAGCGAGGAGGAGGACACGGUUGAUGCCAAUGAGCGACUCCUGACGGCUUCCAGGAAUGGCCAAGUAGAAGUGGUCAGGGAUUUGAUCAGCAGAUCCAAACUUGGAGAGAUAAGCCUGGAUGUUAAUUGUAAAGGCAAUCAGAAGUUUAACAGGGGUUGGACAUCUCUUCAUCUGGCUGCCUACUUUGGACAUAAGAAUGUGGUGAAAAUUUUAUUGGAGAAUGGUGCUGGGAUUGAUGUUACAAACCCCAAUGGAGACACAGCUCUUCACAAGGCAGCUUACACUGGCAGACUGGAUGUUGUGCGGGUGCUUCUGGACUCUGGUGCUGAUGUUACACUGAUAAACUCAGAAGGACAAACUCCCAGACUUUUUGCCAAAACAAGAGAAAUCAGUGAACUUAUUCUGGCUGCAGAGGACCAUGACAACAAAAAGAGAGAACAGAUCUUCCUGUCCUCAGUCAGAGAAGGAAAACUGGACCUAAUUCAGGAUAUGUUACAAAAACAAGAGAAGAGACCCAAUCUGGGCUGUAGAGAUGCAUAUGGAAAUUCUGCUCUCCAUAUUGCUGCCCAGGCUAAUCAAAAGGAGAUUGCAGUGUUAUUGAUUCAAAGUGGGCUAGCUGCAGACCUCAAAAAUGAAAAAGAUAAAACUCCUAUUGAUUUUGCUCGCAAUAAUGAAAUGAAACAGAUUCUAGGAGUGAGACCAAUAAAAGAAUUCAGUCUUCACCCCCACAGGUGUGAGGGGGUUCUCUUUAAGAAAUCAAGAUUUCUUGGAUUCAGGCCAGUCUUUGUGGUUUUGGAAAGAGGAGUACUGUCUUACUUCAGGAGCAGAGGGGAUGCCAGCACAGGGACCAGAAGAAAAGGAAUGAGAUACUUGGAUGGAACUAUAAUACUGUUGCCAAAGAAGUCAGAAAACAACAAUUGUGAGUUCAUCCUGAAGUAUUCUGAUGGUAUCCAACACACGUUUAGCACAGGGGAGGGAGAACAAGAAAUUGCACGACAGAAAUGGUUAAAUGCAUUGAAGGAUCACAUAAAUUACAGCUCCCAUUACACCCACCAGGGUGUGACCCAGUCGGAUGAGGAGGAGGAGAUUUUGUCCCUGGGGUCACUACAAGACACACUUAAAACUGCCCAGGCACAGCAGAAACUUCUGGAAAAAGAGAUGAUGGAGCUGACCAGUGCGGUGACUAACCCAGGAGGCUCGACAGUGGCGUUACAACAGAUACAGAAGAUUUCUCAGAUGGCUGGAGAGAUGAACAUCACUUUUAGCCAGUGUCUGACUCUAUUUCAACAACAGGAGGAGGUUAGAGCCCUCCAGUUGAAGGAGGAAAUGGAGAAAUCUCGUGUUCUUCAGGAGGCCCUUCAUGCUUUGGCCACAGAACAUCACGAACUAGAGCAAUCUAUAGCUGUGAGAAAACCAUCCACACAACGAUACUACGAUACAGACGAGGAUGAGUUCUAUGACUGUGAUGAG
Molecule: messenger RNA, 1720 nt
Organism: Saccostrea cuccullata (small rock oyster)
Lineage: Eukaryota; Metazoa; Mollusca; Bivalvia; Ostreida; Ostreidae
Product: oxysterol-binding protein-related protein 1-like
Exons: 15
Biological process (GO): proteolysis
Molecular function (GO): protein binding; aspartic-type endopeptidase activity
Source: RefSeq, a predicted model, not a curated record